This is a messenger RNA of Ectocarpus sp. CCAP 1310/34, 1643 nucleotides long. The record is from the annotation of a GenBank genome assembly. Lineage: Eukaryota; Phaeophyceae; Ectocarpales; Ectocarpaceae.
GCUGUGACUGGUCCCACAUAUUGGGACAUUGCACCUCAGACCCUUCCACAGCAGUGCACAUACGCUUCGGGACCAUGGAAAUGGAUGAUGACAUGUCCUCAAUGAACAUGAGCUUCUCCUUUACUUGUGAUGUUGGCGAGCUGGUCUUCGGCUGGUGGACGGUCAACACGUGUUGGGCAUUUUAUUUGAGUUGUAUUCCCGUGAUACUGCUCAGCGUCGCAAGGCAUUGGGCCUUCGCGAUCGCCACCUCUACCGCGACAUCGUCGAAGAAGGGCUCCUCUUCAAGAAAUACAGCUUUCCUCGAUGGGAACGGAUUCGAGAACCCAAGUGCUCAGCCUCCGAUCAACCGAUGGACCCGCUUCGUCUGGACGAUGGUGUCCACAGCGGGCGCCGCGCUGUCCCUUUUAUCAAUGUUGGUGGUGAUGACAUACAACAGCGGACUGUUCUUGGCGGUGCUCGUCGGAGAGGCGAUUGGUUUUUGGGUGUGGGGCAACCACUCUCUGCCGGAAGCGAUGCGGGGCUGCCAUUAACAUGAGGCGGCUCACGAUCGGUCAUCGUUGUACACAGCUACAGCGAUCGGGCGGGUACGACACGGCACUGGAGCUCUGAAGGGAGGCCAAUGCUAUCUUCUCACCAACAGUGUUGGGCUGUCAUCAUCACUGUGCGUCGUAGGUCGAGCGCCAGGCCUCGCGGCUUGCAGCCGGAAGAAUCUCGGGACGAUGGAUGUUGGAGUGAACAUUGGACCUUAAACCCUUCACGGCCAAAGUGAAGUGGAAGAAACCUUGCCCUUGCCUGUUGACGAGGAAUAUUCAGUGUUUACCAGGUCUCAGUAGUUCCGGGUGAAGGUUUCGGUCGACUCAUCAAGAUGUGUGUUAUGUGGGUCGUUUGUAAGGACCCUGCGGGUCCUCGUUCCUUGUUUACAUACCAUGGUACGUUCCUUAUUUGCAUACCAUGGUACUUUCCAGUACUGCAGGCUGUCGCGUGUUUCCCUUGGUUGACCGGUCCAUAUCCGUAAGAGCGGCGGUCUAAUCUAGCACAAUGUAUGAACUUACUUGCACGUGUUUUUUUUUUUUUUUGCAGUGUGUCGAGGUAAGAGGCUUCCCAAAGCCAGUCGUCCAAGAGAUGGAGCACUCACAGCCAGUUUAUGUUUAUCAGAGGGCUCGAUGAGGAUUUUCGGACCGCGUGGAAAUACAUUUGCUAGCAAGUACGGCAGGUUCUGGUUGUUUUUUUGCCAGAUUCGUCACGUGGUUGUUGUUGCUACGCUACGGUAAGCAUAUGAUUUCCGAUUGUUGUUUUGUGUGUGUUCAUGUCAUUCUUGUUACUGUAUGUAGUCUUGUAUGCCGUAGUUGAAUAAAGUGUGUAGGUCGUCGAAAUGUAUCGGCGUGACCCCAUGCACUGCCUGUCGGUCUGCUUGUUUUCUUCUCGUCUCGAGGUCCCAGCACGCUGCGCCAAUAUCGUUCCUCUUGCACAUUUGUCAAUCCGUAACGUAGUUUCAUCCAAACGGUUACGAGAUCUCGCCGUCUGGUAGUUUUGUUAAUUUGUAUCAUGUGCCCUUGUGGGUUUACCGCCGUUUACAAUGUUUCCCCGGUCACCGAUCCCGUUAGGGACAUGCUCGUACUCCGACACAAAGCAACUCGUACCAG